CUCUGAGCAGACCGGGACACGGUGGCACAGUUCCCUGCUCCACUUCCAGAACAUGAGAGAGUGAAGAACACCCCCCCAUCUACACACUCACUCGGUUCAGAGGGAAGACAGCGUGGCGGUGAAGUUUGACAAGAGAUUUGGUGUUUGGGCUGUCUCUCUCUCUCUCACACACACACACACACACACACAGAGCGAUGGGGCUGUGCCCCAAACUCGCCUUCUUCCUGUGGCUCCUCUCCCAGGCUCAGUGCUGCUCGGAACUGCUCACCAACACUUGUAUCUGUCUGGAUGAGAGGGCGAAAGGAACCAGUUACCCGGAGGUACGGAGGAAGGUGGUCUGCAGUAAGCAGGAGCUGCAGGAUGUUCCUCCGAGCAGCCUGCUCCCCAACAGGACUGGACAUCUGAUACUGAGCAACAACAAGAUUGCAAUCCUCAAGACUGGUGCUUUCUCUGGACUUCAGGCCCUUGAGAAACUUCUGUCUGGAUCCAAAUCUCUGAGGAUUGGUCCAAAUCACGCCUUUCAGAUUUCACAAGGUAAUCAGAAACAGUCCGACUUGGUGACUCUAUCACGUUCUCAGGAGCUCGCACUGAGAAAAGUCCAGGAAGGAUUGCGAGGCACCCAACAGGAUAUUGGCUGCCAGGGAGACUGGAUCCUGCUGGCUGGAUCCCACAGUAGACUGGAUCCUGCUGGCUGCGUCAUACAGGAGACUGGAUCCUGCUGGCUAGUUCCUCCAGGAGACCGGAUCGUGCUGGCUGGAUCCCCCAGUAGACUGGAUCGUGCUGGCUGGGUCCUACAGGAGACUGGAUCCUGCUGCCUGGGUCCCACAGGAGACUGGAUCCUGCUGGCUGGAUCCCACAGUAGACUGGAUCCUGCUGAUGGACCACUGGAGCUGCCGAUUCUGCAGCUAAUACCAUCUCUUCGGCAGGUGGUUUUCCAGGGAGAUCGUCUGCCAUUCCUGUGCACUGCGACAUAUUUGGAUAACAGCACCAGAGUCCUGUGGUACCACAACAACAUAUUGGUGCAGCCCCAGGAAGGGGGAGCUGUGGUCAUUGUCGACAGCCUGAUUCAUGACUGCUCUCUGAUAUCCAGCGAGCUGAUCCUUUCACACGUCUACCUGCUUGCUAGUGGAGAAUGGGAAUGUGUCAUCACAACCUCGCGUGGCAAUGCAUCCAGGAAAGUGGACAUUGUGGUCAUCGACACAUCUGCAACAUACUGUCAGGCUGAAAGGGUCACCAAUAACAGGGGCGACUUCAGGUGGCCUCGUACUCUGGCUGGGAUCACUGUCUCCCAGCCUUGCCUGCAGUAUCCCUAUCCCUCCAGCUCCGACAACGGAGCCUCCUUGGAGAAGAGGACUUUUCGGAAAUGCCAGCGCUCAGGCCAGUGGGCGGAGGCAGAUUAUUCUGAGUGUCUCUACACCAAUGACUACACCCGUGUCCUGUACACUUUCAUCCUGAUGCCCAUCAACAGUUCCAAUGCCCUGACCCUUGCUCGCCAGCUGCUGGCCUACACCGUUGAAGCUGCCAAUUUCCGUGAUAUGAUGGAUGUGAUUUAUGUGGCUCAGAUGAUCGAGAAAUUCAUCAGCUUCACCGCUCAGAUCCAUGAUCUCGGUGAUCUGGUUGUGGAAAUGGCCAGUAAUAUGAUGUUGGUGGAUGAGCGCAUUCUGUGGUUGGCACAGCAGAAGAGUGCUGCCUGCUCGAGGAUUGUCCAAUCGGUGGAACACAUCGCUGUCCUCACCCUGGCAUCGGAUUCCCAGGCCAUCACCAAGGUAACACUCCAUCGCCAGAACAGCAUUGCCCUGGCAUCAGUGCAGUUGCCUCCUUCCCUGUUGUCCCGCUCGGCCCCUGGCAUGGCUGGGAACAGCUCCAGUUGCCGGCUGCAGUUUGUGGUAUUCCGUAAUGGGAAGCUCUUCCCGAGCACCGGAAACUCGAGCAGCCUCGCUGAUAACAGCGGGCAGCGGAUCCCCUCUACUCCGGUCAUCUUCACCGGGACAGAUGGUUGUGGUGUGAAUGAGAGCAGGGAGCCCAUCCUGGUUUCCCUACGUCACUGGCAGUCGGGUGAAGACCAGGUGGCGGCCUGUUGGAACUUUGAGCUCCUCGAUGGCUAUGGAGGCUGGCAAACCGCAGGGUGCCAAAUCACGCAGACCAAAGCCAACAUCACAAACAUGUGGUGUCACACAUUGAGUAACAUGGCAGUCCUGAAGAAGAUCAGUAACCACCCAGCGCUAGCUCCUGGUGCCAUCCAGGUUCUACACCCUAUUAUCUACAGCUGCACUGUGGUCCUCUUAGUCUGCCUGUUCAUCGCCAUCAUAUCGUACAUCCUGAAGCACAACACAAUCCGGGUCUCCAGGAAGAACUGGCACAUGCUCCUGAACCUGUGGUUUCACAUCUCGAUGACGUGUGCUGUAUUCACCGGGGGGAUCAAUCAGACCGAGUAUGGGCUGAUCUGCCAAGUGAUUGGAAUAGUCCUCCAUUACUCAUCUCUGUCGACCCUGCUGUGGAUCGGAGUGGCAAUGAGGGUCAUCUACAAGGAAGUGACACAGAAACCUCAACGGCAACAGGAGCCUGAGUUGUCUUCACCCAGCCAGCAGACAAUGCUCAGGUUUUACCUCAUCGCUGGAGGCAUUCCCUUAAUAAUUUGUGGAAUCACAGCAGCGGUGAAUCUGCACAAUUACAGUGACUACAGCCAAUAG
Messenger RNA from Rhincodon typus (whale shark), 2690 nucleotides. RefSeq names its product adhesion G protein-coupled receptor A2-like. Gene Ontology annotation, biological process: positive regulation of canonical Wnt signaling pathway; central nervous system development; sprouting angiogenesis. Gene Ontology annotation, cellular component: plasma membrane; Wnt signalosome. Gene Ontology annotation, molecular function: G protein-coupled receptor activity. NCBI's taxonomy places the organism in Eukaryota, Metazoa, Chordata, Chondrichthyes, Orectolobiformes, Rhincodontidae. The record is from RefSeq and is a predicted model, not a curated record. The coding region runs from base 195 to 2690 and encodes 831 amino acids. The transcript is spliced from 15 exons.